Molecule: messenger RNA, 1170 nt
Organism: Candidula unifasciata
Lineage: Eukaryota; Metazoa; Mollusca; Gastropoda; Stylommatophora; Geomitridae
Source: the annotation of a GenBank genome assembly
AUGGGUAUCACCCUGUUCGUGUGUGUGGUUGCCUUGGUAGCCCAAGCUGUCGCCCUGGACAACGGCCUUGCCCGCACCCCUCCUAUGGGAUGGCUGUCCUGGCAAAGGUUUCACUGCGACAGAGACUGUGAAACGGAUCCACAAAACUGUAUUAGUGAGAAUCUCUACAUGACAAUGGCAGACGCAAUGGCCGCUAAUGGGUACAGGGACGCGGGCUACCAGUAUGUCAACAUCGACGACUGCUGGUCGGCCAUGGAAAGAGAUCCGGUCACCAACAGACUCGUGGCCGACCCUGUCCGGUUUCCACAUGGCAUUAAAGCUUUAGCAGAUUACAUUCACGGCAAAGGACUCAAGCUGGGCAUAUACGGGGACAUGGGCAACAAGACCUGCGCCGGGUACCCGGGCAGCCAGUUCACCUUGCAGCUCGAUGCUCAAACUUUUGCUGAAUGGGAGGUCGACUCUUUCAAAAUGGAUGGCUGCAACAGCGACCCAAAACUCUUUGAUUCACUCUUUCCACAGAUGUCAGUUUUCUUGAAUCAAACAGGGCGCCCAAUACUUUUCAGCUGUGAGUGGCCAAUGUAUCAACACAGAGCAGGAAUAAAUCCUAACUACAACCUCAUCGCCAAAUACUGCAACAUCUGGAGAAACUACAACGAUAUCUCCGACACCUGGGUGAGUGUGCUGAACAUCAUCGAAUUCUAUGGGGACAACAAGGGCAACUUUGCACAAGUUUCUGGCCCAGGAGCUUUCAACGAUCCCGACCAGAUCGUCGUCGGAGAUCCGGGCCUCAGCGCGAGCCAGCAGCAAGUCCAGAUGGCCAUGUGGGCCAUAUUUGCGGCCCCGUUGUUGGUAUCGUCAGAUCUCAGAGACAUUGACCCUGUAUCACGUGAUCUCAUCUUGAACAAGGGCGAAGUCAACUUCGAGGUCUGGGUGCGGAGAGUCCUCCCUCAAGGCAGUUACGCCGUUGCUGUGCUGAGCCUACGUGGUGGAGGGAACAAGUUUCCUGUCUCAUUUUCUCUGUCAAAGCUAGUUCCCGAUGCCAGAGGAAAAUACACAGUGACUGAAGUAUUUACGGGAACCGCAGUGGGAACUUACUCAUACAACGAUACUAUCACGGCAUGGGUUGAUGUGUCCAGUGUUGUUUUCAGGAAAUAUACUUCCUUGUCAUAG